Messenger RNA from Trematosphaeria pertusa, 1624 nucleotides. RefSeq lists its product as uncharacterized. The transcript is spliced from 4 exons. Lineage: Eukaryota; Fungi; Ascomycota; Dothideomycetes; Pleosporales; Trematosphaeriaceae. Gene Ontology annotation, molecular function: RNA binding. Gene Ontology annotation, cellular component: precatalytic spliceosome. The record is from RefSeq and is a predicted model, not a curated record. Gene Ontology annotation, biological process: mRNA cis splicing, via spliceosome. Bases 1 to 1470 code for a protein of 489 amino acids.
AUGGCAUCCCAACAGGCAGAGAAGCCGCGAGGCUUGCCCAAUCCCUAUGCCUCUAGGGGCCUUCCGAAUCCAUAUGCAUCUGCGACCAUCUCCGCGCCUCCCGUCAAGUUCUCGGAGGAGGCAAAGGCCGAGCAGAAGAAAACACCUGCGUUCCAUAAUCCGCACAACAUCAAGCGCCCGCAGGCCAAAGGCCCCACCGCCAAGAAACCGCCAGUAAAGAAGCCCAUGAUGCCUUCAAGCUCCUCGGAUCCAGCUCCAGCGGUUACGACCAGCCAGCAGCCCGGCCUUGAUUGGUGGCGCAGCACUGCAGACGACGACGCGGAGGCUCUGGACUAUAGGAGACAGUUGAUUCGGGAGCAGAAAGAGAAGAAGAAGCAGGAGAAGAAAUUCGCCAAGCAGUAUGGCUACUGGAAAGGCGAAGCGCCAUACAAACCGGAGCGGCCGUCAAACAUUUUGGCAUAUCGAGCGAGCGGAGGCUGGGGCGCGAAGUUGCACGGCUUUGCGGGUUUCCUGCACGCACAACCUGCUCCCUCCCGGUUGCGCAACGUGAGCAGCAGCAGCAGCAGCGUAGAGUCGGACAAGAUAUCACGGCUAUCCUCCUCAUCAUACCCAACGAAGCCUGAGCUUGGCCCGCCUGUAGCCUACAACCAGGCCAGCGAUUCAACGCCGCCUCCUCCGCCGCCACCACCUGCGGAUCAGGACCAGGUUCCGCCGCCACCUCCUCCACCUCCACCAGCCUCUACGCCGUACUAUCCGUCGAUCUCUGCUGCCCCUGUUCGUCAGACCCCAACUGGCUAUACACCAGGGGCAGCUUAUGGCCGCGCGACCAUCUCAGCACCGCCUGUCCGCUAUGAUGUUACUGACGUGCAGAUGAAAGACAAUAUUGCCGAGCGGGCCUACGGCGAGCGACCUGCAAAGCGACCGAAAAUCAGUAAAGCGGAAGCGAUGAUGGCCAAGAUGGGAUACAUCAAGGGACAAGGGCUGGGCAAGAACAAAGACGGCAUCACGACUCACCUCGAGGUAAAGGCUCGAGCGAAUUCACGGCGGGUUGCUAACUCCAAUGACGUUGACGAAGAUGGAAAUAGAAAUAUUAAGUCUCAGCAGGUCUUUGAUAUCCUUGGUGGCCACACCACCAAGCGGAAAGAGCCGGGCAGGUUCGGAGACGAGUCGAAGGUGGUUGUCGCCUGGGGAUGUGUCGACGACGUCGACUGGGCGGCUGAUGCUGACCGAGACGACGGAGGCAUUCGGCAGGAGAUGGGCCAGACAUUCGACGCAAAGUUCGGACGGGUGGAGCGCAUCUAUGUCAACAUGAGCAGCAAUCCGCAGUCGGUCUACAUCAAGUUCGCUUCUGAGCUAAGCGCCUUGAACGCUGUCAACCGCUUUCACGAAGGGUACCAGUUCCGCGGCCGAGAAAUUCGCGCACAGUACUACAACGAGGCCAAGUUUGAGGCGGCUGUCUUCGAUCACUAGGGCUUGGGUCGGCUUCGGUCUCUCUGUUUAAUACUAUACCUUUAAGGUGCCCGAUUGCGUUCUGGCGGCAACCGUGUUUCGACAGCCGAUGGCACUCGAUGUACUAUAACUAUGAGGUGGACACUUCCGCGUGCUUUAUGGGAGAAUUGCGGAG